GUCUUUGUGUAGUAGGUGAAAGUCUUUGCGAUCUCGGACGGCAAGGUACACGUUUAGAAUUGUGUAUUGUAUUAGAUUUGGGAAUUAUUUUGCCUUGAAAUGUUAUCGGGUGCCAAGAUCAUUAAAAGCGGCGGCGGUGAGCCGGACGCUUUCGAAACUUCAAUUUCACAAGCACUCCUCGAUCUGGAAAUGAAUAGUGAUUUGAAGGCGCAACUUCGCGAAUUGUAUAUCACAAAGGCGAAAGAAGUUGAACUCAACGGCAAAAAGUCAAUAAUAAUAUAUGUACCAAUUCCACAACUGAAAGCUUUCCGUAAGAUUCAGAUACGCCUUGUGCGAGAAUUGGAGAAAAAAUUCACAGGAAAGAAUGUGGUCUUCAUUGGAGAAAGGAAAAUUUUACCUAAGCCAACCAGAAAAACUCGCACAAAGAAUAAGCAAAAGCGACCAAGGAGCCGCACAUUGACAGCAGUAUAUGAUGCCAUUCUGGAAGAUAUAGUUUUUCCUGCUGAAAUUGUUGGAAAGAGGAUCCGAGUGAAGCUGGAUGGAUCCCAGCUCAUCAAAGUGCACCUAGACAAGACACAGCAAACAAACAUUGAGCAUAAGGUUGACACGUUCGCAUCUGUCUACAAGAAGCUAACGGGAAGGGAAGUGACAUUUGAGUUCCCAGAAACUUAUUUGUAACAAUAUUUGUAAGACAUUAAAAUGGUUAUUUAAAAUGUGGAGAA
This is a messenger RNA of Schistocerca cancellata (South American locust), 722 nucleotides long. It is a transcript of the gene RpS7, whose product is annotated as 40S ribosomal protein S7. Gene Ontology annotation, molecular function: structural constituent of ribosome. Gene Ontology annotation, biological process: ribosomal small subunit biogenesis; rRNA processing; translation. Lineage: Eukaryota; Metazoa; Arthropoda; Insecta; Orthoptera; Acrididae. Bases 100 to 678 code for a protein of 192 amino acids. Gene Ontology annotation, cellular component: cytosolic small ribosomal subunit; 90S preribosome; small-subunit processome. The record is from RefSeq and is a predicted model, not a curated record. The transcript has 5 exons.